AUGGAUAACAUAGAACCAUCCUCUAAUGGAAACAUCCAGACCGAGGAGGAGAAUACAAAUAUGAAGAAGGAACCAGUUUCAUUGAUUGGUUUGUUUAGCGCCGCAAAUAGAUUUGAUUACUUUUUGAUGUUCCUAGGCGGUUUAGGCGCGUGUAUUCAUGGCGCUACGCUUCCUCUCUUCUUCGUGUUCUUCGGCAAAAUGCUAGAUUCUCUUGGGAAUCUUUCUACAGAUCCUAAAGCCAUAUCUUCCCGCGUUUCACAGAAUGCUCUGUACUUGGUCUACUUAGGAUUGGUCAAUUUUUUAUCAGCUUGGAUCGGAGUUGCUUGUUGGAUGCAAACAGGGGAAAGACAAACAGCGCAAUUGCGUAUAAAUUAUCUUAAAUCAAUCUUAGCAAAAGACAUUACUUUCUUCGAUACAGAAGCUAGAGAUUCAAAUCUCAUUUUCCACAUAUCAAGUGACGCGAUCUUGGUUCAAGAUGCAAUAGGCGAUAAGACAGACCAUGUUUUGCGGUACCUAUCUCAGUUCAUUGCCGGAUUUGUCAUCGGUUUUUUGUCGGUAUGGCAACUUACGCUGCUCACAUUAGCAGUGGUUCCAUUGAUAGCAAUUGCAGGAGGAGGGUAUGCUAUAAUCAUGUCCACAAUCUCAGAAAAGAGUGAAGCUGCUUAUGCUGAUGCAGGAAAAGUCGCAGAAGAGGUUAUGUCACAGGUGAGGACAGUGUAUGCAUUUGUAGGAGAAGAGAAAGCUGAGCGGUCUUGCUAA
This is a messenger RNA of Arabis nemorensis, 759 nucleotides long. The record is from the annotation of a GenBank genome assembly. NCBI's taxonomy places the organism in Eukaryota, Viridiplantae, Streptophyta, Magnoliopsida, Brassicales, Brassicaceae.